Molecule: messenger RNA, 3003 nt
Organism: Cryptomeria japonica (Japanese cedar)
Lineage: Eukaryota; Viridiplantae; Streptophyta; Pinopsida; Cupressales; Cupressaceae
Exons: 5
Coding region: 383-2761 (792 amino acids)
Source: RefSeq, a predicted model, not a curated record
AUAAGAAACCUGGAGCAGUGCACUUAUAUCAUUCCGGUGACAGAGGUGGGGAUACUGAUUUCCUGAUAAUGCACGGAAAACAAGACACAAAUUUUGCAGUUUAACGGCAACUAAAAUUUAUUCCGACAAACAGUGAAAUUUCCCAGCAGUGAAAAAUUCCGCGUGAGAUAAUUCCGGUGGCUGUGUACCCCCACAGGGGAUAGCCUAUUGGCUAAUUAUGUUUUCUUCACCGACUUAUAAUCACCUACCAUUUUAUCCAGAUCCAGAGGUUUCGUCACCAUUCUAAAAACCAUUACAAGACUGCAAUUCUUGAUUCUCCUAGCUCUAUACGUUUCAUUUCGAGGUUUUAAGCUCUUCUUUUGUUGGAUAGCUCGGGCUCACAAUGAGUUGGACUUGGUACUCAUGGUGGACAGGCUCUCUUGGUUCUAGAGCAGGGAGAGUCCAGCAAAAUGUUGAAGACUCGGCAAUAAAAUUCGAUAAGCAAAGAGUAGCCCUGAUCAUAGGAGCCACUGGAAUUGUGGGCAACGGCUUGGCUGAAAUCUUGCCUUUGUCUGACACUCCUGGUGGACCCUGGAAAGUUUAUGGUGUUGCCAGGAGGACUAAGCCUGAUUGGUCUCCAGAGACUCCAGUUGAAUACAUCCAAUGUGAUGUGUUAAACAGAGGAGAAACUUUAGAAAAGAUUUCUGCUUUGAAGGAUGUAACUCAUCUAUUUUGGGUUUGUUGGGUUAAUAGAGAGACAGAGGUUCAUAACUGUGAAGACAAUGGAAGAAUGUUCAAUAAUGUCUUAGAUGCACUAUUGCCUAAUGCCCAAAAUCUUGAGCACAUCUGUCUUCAGACUGGUUUGAAACAAUACCUAGGUCCUUUAGAAAAUAUUCAGCCCCAUGAGCCACCCUUUCAUGAAGAGCUUCCAAGGCUACCUGGACCUAAUUUCUAUUACACGCUUGAAGAUAUACUAUUUGAUGCUGCCAAGAAGAAAAAGGGUUUAACUUGGUCCAUUCACCGCCCUUCAUUCAUAUUUGGCUUCUCUCCUUAUAGCUUGGUGAACAUCAUUUGUACUCUGUGUGUGUAUGCUUCCAUUUGCAAAUAUGAGGGGCUUUCUUUUAAAUACCCGGGCAAUGGGAUCACUUGGGAGCAACUUGUGGAGGUAUCUGAUGCUGAACUGAUUGCAGAGCAAGAAAUAUGGGCUGCUGUGGAACCUUGCGCCAAGAACCAAGCCUUCAAUUGUUCUAAUGGUGAUGUUGUUAAAUGGAAAAAGCUAUGGAAACUUAUUGCUGAGAAAUUUGAGCUGGAAAUGUUACCAUAUGAAGGUGAAGGAUUUAGUCUGGCUGAAGCAAUGAAAGACAAAGGACCUGUCUGGGAGGCAAUUGUGAAAGAAAAUAAUUUACGCCCCACCAAAAUUGAUGACGUUGUGAAUUGGUUGAUUGUAGACUGGGGGCUAAAUUGUCCAUUUCUGAAUCCCGUUAGCAUGAACAAAAGUAAGGAGCAUGGUUUCUUUGGGUUUCGUAAUACAGAAUCUUCUUUCCUAUCAUGGAUUGAAAAAUUGAAGUUAUCUAAGAUUGUUCCAUACAAUGUAACUAUGGAUCCCAAUGAUUAUUUUGUUUCUGCAAUGGAACUCGGCUCCUUAAUGGGGAGAGUCCAGCAAAAUGUUGAAGACUCGGCAAUAAAAUUUGAUAAGCAAAGAGUAGCCCUGAUCAUAGGAGCCACUGGAAUUGUGGGCAACAGCUUGACUGAAAUCUUGCCUUUGUCUGACACUCCUAGUGGACCCUGGAAAGUUUAUGGUGUUGCCAGGAGGACUAAGCCUGAUUGGUCUCCAGAGACUCCAGUUGAAUACAUCCAAUGUGAUGUGUUAAACAGAGGAGAAACUUUAGAAAAGAUUUCUGCUUUGAAGGAUGUAACUCAUCUAUUUUGGGUUUGUUGGGUUAAUAGAGAGACAGAGGUUCAGAACUGUGAAGACAAUGGAAGAAUGUUCAAUAAUGUCUUAGAUGCACUAUUGCCUAAUGCCCAAAAUCUUGAGCACAUCUGUCUUCAGACUGGUUUGAAACAAUACCUAGGUCCUUUGGAAAAUAUUCAGCCCCAUGAACCACCCUUUCAUGAAGAGCUUCCAAGGCUACCUGGACCGAAUUUCUAUUACACACUUGAAGAUAUACUAUUUGAUGCUGCCAAGAAGAAAAAGGGUUUAACUUGGUCCAUUCACCGCCCUUCAGUCAUAUUUGGCUUCUCUCCUUAUAGCUUCGCGAACAUCAUUUGUACUGUGUGUGUGUAUGCUUCCAUUUGCAAAUAUGAGGGGCUUUCUUUUAAAUACCCGGGCAAUGGGAUCACUUGGGAGCAACUUGUGGAGGUAUCUGAUGCUGAACUGAUUGCAGAGCAAGAAAUAUGGGCUGCUGUGGAACCUUGCGCCAAGAACCAAGCCUUCAAUUGUUCUAAUGGUGAUGUUGUUAAAUGGAAAAAGUUAUGGAAACUUAUUGCUGAGAAAUUUGAGCUGGAAAUGUUACCAUAUGAAGGUGAAGGAUUUAGUCUGGCUGAAGCAAUGAAAGACAAAGGACCUGUCUGGGAGGCAAUUGUGAAAGAAAAUAAUUUACGCCCCACCAAAAUUGAUGAAGUUGCGAAUUGGUGGACUGUAGACUUUGGGCUAAAUUGUCCAUUUCUGAAUCCCGUUAGCAUGAACAAAAGUAAGGAGCAUGGUUUCUUUGGGUUUCGUAAUACAGAAUCUACUUUCCUAUCAUGGAUUGAAAAAUUGAAGUUAUCUAAGAUUGUUCCAUAGCUUAAAUCAGCAUGCAUGAAACCCAUUACCAGUCAGUAGGAAGAGUCACAAGCCUCGAGUGAAGUAUGUUUUAUAUCUAGUUGUAUUGUUGCUGUUGCACCAUAAGUAAAAUGCUUCCAAAUAUGGUGUAUAUCUAGUUGUAUUAUUGCUGUUGCACCAUAAGUAAAAUGCUUCCAAAUGUAAUUGUAAUUUCCAUCCUUAUGAGUUGUGGAUAGGAGUAAUUUAUCUUUGGAAUUCUUUCA